Messenger RNA from Mucor velutinosus, 327 nucleotides. RefSeq lists its product as uncharacterized. Lineage: Eukaryota; Fungi; Mucoromycota; Mucoromycetes; Mucorales; Mucoraceae. The record is from RefSeq and is a predicted model, not a curated record. Bases 1 to 327 code for a protein of 108 amino acids. The transcript has 4 exons. Gene Ontology annotation, molecular function: hydrolase activity, acting on carbon-nitrogen (but not peptide) bonds. Gene Ontology annotation, biological process: carbohydrate metabolic process.
AUGUAUGAUAGACCUGCUUUUAUCCGUCCUCCAUAUGGUAAUGCCAAUGAAGACACUGUCUCAAAGCUUGAAUCCAGAGGCUACUCCGUCAUCAAAUGGUCCACUGAUACCAAAGAUUACGAUACCCAUAACCUUCAGCAAGAGAUGGCUAAUGUGAAAAAUUCCUUCAACUCAACCGGUUCUGAUGAAGGAUACAUUACCUUAUCUCAUGAUGUCUAUGAGCAAACCACGACUGAAUUGACUGAGGCAUUGAUUGAUUAUACCAAGAGCCAGGGUUUCCAGUUUGCUACUGUUGCCGACUGUAUUGGCAAGAAUCCUUACCAAUAA